CAGAACGCCACAACCUUCCCCGUUUAACGUCGAAUUCAAUUAAUUUGUUUUGGUUAUUUUCGCGCUUGCGUAAAACGGUCACACUGAUCUCUAAUAAAAGUCAGACGCUAACGCUACGGAAAGUUUUUGUCAUUUUAUUUUGUUUUAACAUGCUGAGAAAGUGUUUUUAUUCAAGUGCUUUGCGAGCUCCAUUUAAACGCCAAUAAUAACGCAUAUUUUGUGCUGCAUUAACACUAAAACAAACAAUUGUGAUGCGAAAGACCCGCUCGCAAACUCAGGCGGAAAAUGCCGCUUCAACCACACCGCAGCAAUCAGCACCAGCAGCAGUAAACACAUUUGAUGCGGCUAAAUUCAAGGAAUGUGAGCAAAUGGUGCAGAUGCUACGCGUCGUAGAGCUGCAAAAAAUCUUAUCGUUUCUGAACAUUUCCUUCGCUGGACGAAAAACCGAUCUGCAAAGUCGCAUCCUAUCGUUCCUGCGUACUAACCUGGAGCUGCUCGCACCCAAGGUACAAGAAGUUUACGCUCAAUCCGUGCAAGAACAAAGCGCCACGCUGCAGUACAUAGACCCAACCAGGAUGUACUCGCACAUGCAGCUGCCCACUGUGCAGCCAAAUAAUGCGAGUCUUGUGGGCGGUGCACCGACCCAGGUGCCACAAGUGGGCGCCGGCAAUCCCGCCCAGAUACCUGUCGGUGCUGGCGGUGCGCCCGGCAAUAUGAUACCCUACCUGCACUCGCACACCAUGAACAGCCAAAUGCCCAUACAUCCCGAUGUGCGUCUGAAAAAGCUUGCAUUCUACGAUGUCCUUGGCACACUCAUCAAACCAUCGACUCUGGUGCCGCGCAACACACAGCGAGUGCAAGAGGUGCCUUUCUAUUUUACGCUGACGCCACAGCAGGCUACAGAGAUCGCCACAAAUCGCGAUAUACGCAACAGUUCAAAGGUGGAGCACGCCAUACAGGUGCAGCUGCGCUUCUGUCUCGUGGAGACAUCGUGCGACCAGGAGGAUUGCUUUCCACCCAGUGUCAAUGUCAAAGUGAACAACAAAUUGUGUCAGCUGCCUAAUGUCAUUCCUACAAAUCGCCCAAACGUGGAACCGAAACGUCCACCACGGCCGGUGAAUGUGACCUCAAAUGUCAAACUGUCGCCGACUGUGACCAACACAAUAACGGUUCAAUGGUGUCCGGACUACACGCGCAGCUACUGCCUCGCCGUCUAUUUGGUAAAGAAACUAACAUCCGCACAGCUGUUGCACCGCAUGAAGACUAAGGGUGUCAAACCCGCGGAUUACACGCGUGCUUUGAUUAAGGAGAAGCUUACCGAGGACGCUGACUGCGAGAUAGCCACGACCAUGCUGAAGGUGUCGCUUAAUUGCCCGUUGGGCAAAAUGAAAAUGUCGCUGCCGUGCCGAGCAUCAACAUGCUCCCACUUGCAGUGCUUUGAUGCCAGUCUCUACCUGCAAAUGAACGAGCGCAAGCCCACCUGGAAUUGUCCAGUCUGCGACAGGCCGGCCAUCUAUGAUCAUUUAGUAAUCGAUGGCUAUUUUCAAGAGGUAUUAGGCUCGUCGCUGCUGAAAAGCGACGACACUGAGAUUCAGCUGCAUCAGGAUGGCUCCUGGAGCACUCCGGGCUUGCGCAGUGAGACACAAAUACUGGACACGCCGUCAAAGCCUGUUUCUAAAGUGGAGGUCAUAUCGGAUGAUGUCGAACUGAUUGAUGACACAAAACCGAUGAAGUCUGAUCUGUCUCCAGCGCCCGAGGAGCAGCCAACGUCCACGUCCAACAGUGAAACCGUGGAUCUAACCUUAAGUGAUUCGGAUGAUGAUAUGCCGCUGGCCAAGCGGCGACCGCCAGCCAAACAGGCGGCUGCCACGUCCACAUCGAACGGUACGGGCGCCGCUCAACGUGCCUAUGCCUCGUCACAGCAACAGCAGCAACCGGCAAAAACUGGCCUCUACACUUAAUAUUAUAUUUGUUAUCGCUUGAGUUUAUAUAUGUUAUUCUCCUCUUCUUAAUUUAUCUGUGUGUUGUGCUUGCCUCGAUUAAUACACACAAACAUACCCCCACCCACCCACACACACACACACAUAGUAAACACAACAAACUACGUUUUGCAACACAUAAUUAAUUUAUUUAUUGGGUUGUUUAUUUUUUGGCGUCAACCAACACUUCGUAAUAUGUAUUUUUAGUUAAAAAACAAAAAAACAAGAAGAAAAUACACAGAAACAAAUAGAACUAAACAUUAAACAAUAGCGUAAUAAUAAACAUAAAUCAAAUGUUAAUGUUUAAGUCUCUUUACAAUUAUUCCUAAUUCAUAUAGAAAAGCAAACGGAGUGGAACAAGAAUCGCAUCGAUUUUAAGUUAUAUUUCGUGCAUAUUUUAGCAAUUAAGUUAAAGUUUUUCCUAUUUUUCUUGGCAUAUUCGGCUCGAGUUUGCUUAAUAAAAAAAGAAAAACAAAGGGAUACAUUCAACAAAACCCAAUUUCAGUUUAUUUUAUAACUUUACGUAUAUUAUAUGUAUGUAUUUAUAUCAACUCUUUUUGAUUUUUGGAAAAGAAUGCAAAAAAGUGAUGCAAAAACUGGAAAACAAAUAAGAUAUAAACUUCACUCAAUAAUAAAUAAAGCUAAAUCUAUCGUAUAUUAAAUCGCAUCAUCUUUGUAAUUAUUUAUUUAGGCACUCUGGAUUACUAUUUUAAGCCGGUUCAAAGCUGAUUUUAUAGGAUCAUAUAUGUUAUAUCCAUUCAAAAUCGCACAAUUUGAACGAACACACACACGCACACACACACAGAGACACAUGUACAAAACGAUAUUUAUGUCUCUGCGAAUGACCAAAAGAAAUUUGAUCGAAACUUUUACCUUUAUAGCCCAUAUAUGAAAACUGAAAAGACACGCGCGCUAAAACGAAUUUUUGUUUGAAACAAUAAAUCGCAUUUUGAACCAUUUAUUGCAUGCGGGGAAUAUAAAUACACCAUGUAUAAGUCAAAU
Molecule: messenger RNA, 2981 nt
Organism: Drosophila novamexicana
Lineage: Eukaryota; Metazoa; Arthropoda; Insecta; Diptera; Drosophilidae
Gene: Su(var)2-10
Product: E3 SUMO-protein ligase PIAS1
Exons: 8
Coding region: 252-1961 (569 amino acids)
Biological process (GO): protein sumoylation; regulation of transcription by RNA polymerase II
Molecular function (GO): transcription coregulator activity; SUMO ligase activity; zinc ion binding
Source: RefSeq, a predicted model, not a curated record